AUGUCUGACUCUGGUAACGAUGCUGGCGCUUCCGCCUCCCCUGGUGUCGGCCUCGCAUUCACCGAGCGCGAGAUGCAGAUGCUGGCCUGGGCCAUGCAAUCUCUCAAGUCUGGUCCGCCUGACGUCGACUAUGCGAAGCUGGCCAACUAUGCUGGCAUGACCAACCCUCGCUCAGCCGGCAACGCCUGGACCAAGAUUCGCAACAAGCUGAACUCGGCCACCGGCGACGGUACCGCUCUCACUACUCCUAAGAAGGCGCCGCAGAAGAAGAAGGCUGCCGCCGAGAAGGCCGAUGAGGCUGAUGGUGACGCAGCUGGCAACGACGCGACUCCCAAGAAGAGCACCCCUCGCAAGCGUACGCCCAAGAAGCAGGAGGUCGACGGUGAGGCGGCGUCCCCCAAGAAGCGCGGUCGCCCGACUGGAGCCAAGAACAAGAAGGCCACCGACGACGCGGAGUCUACUCCUGUCAAGACCGAAGCCGCCGAUGAGAAGGUUGACGAGAUGAUGGAGGACGCCGACGCCGAGGCUGACCUCAAGCCCGAGGCUGCCGCCGCGACCAACGGCGAGGCUGCUCAGGAGGAGAUCUAG
Molecule: messenger RNA, 588 nt
Organism: Didymosphaeria variabile
Lineage: Eukaryota; Fungi; Ascomycota; Dothideomycetes; Pleosporales; Didymosphaeriaceae
Exons: 4
Coding region: 1-588 (195 amino acids)
Source: RefSeq, a predicted model, not a curated record